UUCUCGGUCCUCGAUGGCCGCCUCCAGGGGUCCCAGAGGAGACGGGGAGGAAGGGGCUUCCAAGUUCUUGCUUUGUUUUUUUCUCAAUUUCCCUUUCUCUCGAAUCGGACUUGCAUCUGCCGCCUUUGAUUGCCUGUUUUGUCUCUCUCUUUUGUCCACGGCUUCUUGUCCCUCUUUCCCCCCAAACUUUGGCAUCAUACAUACAUUUUCAUGGCGUAGAGGCAGAGAGAAAGAGAGAAAGAGAAAAAGAGCUUUCCUGCCUGCCGCAUUAAUACUGGAGGCCACUUUAUUCAACAUCUUACCUCGAACUGUACUCGAUUUCCAAGGGAUAUAAUUUUCUUUUUCUCUUUAUCUUCUCAGAGAGCUACCUAAAUUUCGACUCACAACUUCCUACCACUCACCAUUUACAAGUGGGGGCGGGAAACGAUAUCAACCGCACUCGAGAACUGUCACCACAUCGGGCUUUUGGCUGCCGCGGCGGCGCGACCAACCAUCACAAAAUGUCGCAAUCACUAGCAGAGAUAUUCAUGGAACUGGGCAUCUCCCAGUACCUGGAUGCUUUUGUCGACCAGGGGUUCGACACUUGGGACACUAUAUUAGAUAUCACCGAAUCUGAUCUUGAUGCCUUGAAUGUCAAGCUCGGCCACAGGAGGAAGCUUCAACGGCGCAUAGCAAACUCUCGAGGAUUUGCGCCAGAUGCUGCGCUUGCCUCUCCGACGGGGACUUCGAGUCAACGCAACAGCGGUCUGGACGACGCACAGAGGACCGAUAUCCAGAGGACAGAAGCUCCGAAGCCCGAGACGACCAUUGCCACCGUUGUCACCAAGCGCAAGUACAGGCGCCACCCCAAGGCUGACGAGAACGCACCAGAGCGCCCCCCUUCGGCUUAUGUUUUAUUUUCAAACAAAACGAGAGACGACCUCAAAGACCGCAACCUGACAUUUACCGAGAUCGCCAAAUUGGUUGGCGAGAACUGGCAAGCCUUGACCCCGGCAGAAAAGGAGCCGUACGAGACACAAGCUCAAACGGCAAAGGAGAAGUACAAUGCGGACUUGGCCGAGUACAAGCAGACGACCAAGUACAAGGAGUACCUCGCAUAUCUUCAAGACUUCAAGGCUAAGCAUGCCACCCCAUCCUCCACAGACGGCAAGGACUGUCAGAAGCGCAUAAAGCUCUCUGAUGCAAGCAUCCCUUUGGGAGCACCGCGAAGAGCGCGCAGCCAGACCUCAACUGGCUUGGGGAGCGGGAGUCGGAGCGCAAGCAGAAACGGCAGCCGAAGCAAUAGCCGCAGCGAUGGGCGCAAGGGGAGCGAGCCUCCUCCAACCCACCGUGAGCACCGCGUCAACUCGGUGUCGAGCAUUACUGGAGAUUACACCACCUCGUCUAACAACAGCUACAUUGAGAGAUCGUCGGUCGAGCGCUCACCAUCCCUCAGCGCGAGCCCACGCGACCCUCCCCUGAACGCAGCUCCCGUUCCUGCCUGGCUGGACGGACACAGUGGCCACCAGCAUCAACAGCACCAGCACGGCCGCCAUACUCUUCCUUCUCUAUCCAACAUACUCGAGGGCCAGGUGGUCGAGUCUUGUGAAUCACGGGGCAGCGGGGGUGCCGGCUAUACACCCUUUUCCUUUCAGCAUGCUGCCAGCAUCGGCCCUCCCGGGUCUCCGCCAGGUCUCAUCGGCGGCGAUUCAUCUUACCCAUUACCCAUGAGGAAAGAGCUCUCUUCGGGCGCGAGCACCACAUCGGCUUCAUCGGUCGGCGGUUAUCCCCACACACCAGUCGAAGGCUCACUACCAAUACAUCUCCUUCUUGUCUCUGGCAACGGGAAGCACGACCAGGACCGCCAACGACUCAAGCGCUCCCUGUCACCAGAGGGCCGUCCAAGCCUUCCGAAUCUUUUGCCAGACCGUCAUCCGUCUAGCGAUCCUCCUUCGACGCUUUCCAUCUCGCCCCCGCUGAGCAGUGCACAAGGGUACUUUCCUCCAAUGUCAGCUCCACCCACCAUGAGCAGCCAUGCACCAAGCAGGGGACCGACUUUGCCUGGCCUCGCAAAGUUUGACGGCAUGUCAGCUUUGUUGCAGGCAGGAGAGAUUGUAGGGAGACAGGUUAGGUAAUCGUUCUGCCAUGCAGACCUUUUGUAUUGAUGAUCCGACAUUUAUAUGCAUUGCACUGUGGAGUUUAUAAGGGCUGGCUUUUAUUUCAUUCAAGAUACCUGGCACUUUUAUUUUGCCCUCUACGUAUAUCAUACUUCUACAGAGGUAUAUAGUUGUUAUUUUCAAGUCAUAUUUCUAAUUCGUUAUAAACGCACCAGAUUCAAAAAUCAAAUCGAUGAGGUCAGAACGAUACCAGUUUCUUUGUUGGUUCCUUGGGUGGCACUCAAAUGCAACCAAGUAAAGAUCUCCGUCCUGCUGGAGCAAAUCCCGUUGCGCCUUGUAUUGCUACACUCGUAAUCAUGCAAUACUUACCCCCAUUUACUCGUUGCAUCGCUGUCUUCCAC
Messenger RNA from Pyricularia oryzae 70-15, 2497 nucleotides. RefSeq lists its product as uncharacterized. The transcript is spliced from 4 exons. Bases 501 to 2114 code for a protein of 537 amino acids. NCBI's taxonomy places the organism in Eukaryota, Fungi, Ascomycota, Sordariomycetes, Magnaporthales, Pyriculariaceae. Gene Ontology annotation, cellular component: nucleus. Gene Ontology annotation, biological process: regulation of gene expression. The record is from RefSeq and is a predicted model, not a curated record. Gene Ontology annotation, molecular function: protein binding.